AUGGCUGAUACCAAGGAUGUCGGCGCUCCUGCGCUCGACACGACCAUCGAGCAUGGCGGCUUCGACGAGAAGAAGGCCCAGGGCGCCGUCGCCCAGCCUACCAAGGAGGUUCCUGCCGAGGAUGAAGAGGAGGACGAGGAUAUUGAUGCCUUGAUCGAGGACCUCGAGUCCGAAGAUGGACACGCCGACUUCGAAGAAGAGGAGGAGGGCGCUGUCGGAGCUGCCCGCCGCAUUCCCGAGGACAUGCUCCAGACCGACUCCCGUGUUGGUCUGACCGAGUCUGAGGUUAUCGCCCGCCGCAAGAAGUUCGGUUCCAACCAGAUGAAGGAGGAGAAGGAGAACCUGGUUCUCAAGUUCCUUGGCUUCUUCAUUGGUCCCAUUCAGUUCGUCAUGGAGGCCGCUGCUGUUCUCGCUGCCGGUCUCGAAGAUUGGGUUGAUUUCGGUGUUAUUUGCGGUCUCCUGCUGCUUAACGCCUGUGUUGGUUUCUUCCAGGAAUACCAGGCCGGUUCUAUCGUCGACGAACUCAAGAAGACUCUCGCUCUCAAGGCCACUGUCCUCCGUGAUGGUGCCCUGAAGGAGAUUGAGGCCCACGAGGUCGUUCCCGGUGAUAUCCUCCAGGUUGAUGAUGGUUCCAUUAUCCCCGCUGACGGUCGCAUCGUCACCGAGGGUGCCUUCCUCCAGGUCGAUCAGUCCGCUCUUACUGGUGAAUCUCUCGCUGUCGACAAGCACCACGGUGAUGAGUGCUUCUCUUCCUCCGCCGUCAAGCGUGGUGAGGCCUUCAUCGUCGUCACUGCCACUGGUGACAACACCUUCGUUGGACGUGCGGCUGCUCUCGUUUCCGCUUCCUCCGGUGGCACUGGUCACUUCACUGAGGUUCUCAACGGCAUUGGUACCAUUCUCCUGAUCCUCGUCGUCGCCACUCUCCUCAUCGUCUGGGUUUCUUCAUUCUACCGUUCCAAUAAAAUUGUCCGCAUUCUGGAGUUCACCCUCGGUAUUACCAUUGUCGGUGUCCCCGUUGGUCUUCCCGCCGUCGUUACCACCACCAUGGCUGUCGGUGCUGCCUACCUCGCCAAGAAGCAAGCUAUCGUCCAGAAGCUCUCCGCCAUUGAGUCCCUCGCUGGUGUUGAGAUUCUCUGCUCUGACAAGACCGGUACCCUGACCAAGAACAAGCUGUCUCUCUCUGAGCCCUUCACUGUCCCCGGUGUUGAGCCCGAUGACCUGAUGCUUACUGCUUGCUUGGCUGCUUCCCGCAAGAAGAAGGGUAUCGAUGCCAUCGACAAGGCUUUCCUCAAGGCCCUCAAGUUCUACCCCCGUGCCAAGAGCGUUCUGUCCAAGUACAAGGUUCUCCAGUUCCACCCCUUCGACCCCGUCUCCAAGAAGGUCCAGGCUGUUGUUGAGUCUCCCCAGGGUGAGCGCAUCAUCUGCGUCAAGGGUGCCCCUCUUUUCGUUCUCAAGACUGUCGAGGAGGACCACCCCAUCCCCGAGCACAUUGAUCAGGCCUACAAGAACUGUGUUGCUGAAUUUGCUACCCGUGGUUUCCGUUCUCUCGGUGUUGCCCGCAAGCGUGGUGAGGGUGCUUGGGAGAUUCUCGGUAUCAUGCCCUGCUCUGACCCCCCUCGUCACGACACUGCCCGCACUAUCAACGAAGCUAAGCGUCUGGGUCUCUCCAUCAAGAUGUUGACUGGUGACGCCGUCGGUAUUGCCCGUGAGACUUCCCGCCAGCUCGGUCUUGGUACCAACGUUUACAACGCUGAGCGUCUCGGUCUCGGUGGUGGUGGUGAUAUGCCCGGUUCCGAGGUUUACGAUUUCGUUGAGGCUGCCGAUGGUUUCGCUGAAGUUUUCCCCCAGCACAAGUACGCCGUCGUUGAGAUUCUCCAGCAGCGUGGUUACCUCGUUGCCAUGACUGGUGACGGUGUCAACGAUGCUCCCUCCCUGAAGAAGGCUGAUACCGGUAUUGCUGUCGAAGGUUCCUCCGACGCUGCCCGUUCCGCUGCCGAUAUUGUCUUCCUUGCCCCCGGUCUCGGUGCUAUCAUUGAUGCCCUCAAGACUUCCCGCCAGAUUUUCCACCGCAUGUACGCCUACGUUGUCUACCGUAUCGCCCUGUCCCUCCACAUGGAAAUCUUCCUCGGUCUUUGGAUUGCCAUCCUCAACCAGAGCUUGAACCUGAACCUCAUCGUCUUCAUUGCCAUCUUCGCCGAUAUUGCCACCCUGGCCAUUGCCUACGAUAACGCUCCUUACUCCCAGACCCCCGUCAAGUGGAACCUUCCUAAGCUCUGGGGUAUGUCCGUUCUCCUCGGUUUUGUCCUGGCCAUUGGUACCUGGAUUGCCCUCACUACCAUGUUCGCUGCCGGUAACAACUACGGUGGUAUCACUGAGAACUACGGUGAUAUCGAUGAGAUUGUCUUCCUCGAGGUCUCUCUUACUGAGAACUGGCUGAUCUUCAUCACUCGUGCCAACGGUCCCUUCUGGUCUUCCAUUCCUUCAUGGCAGCUGGCUGGUGCCAUCUUUGUCGUCGAUAUCCUCGCUUCCCUCUUCGCCAUCUUCGGUUGGUUCCGUGGCUCUGACCACCGCACCCACAUCACUGGUGUUGUCCGUAUCUGGAUCUACUCCUUCGGUAUCUUCGCCGUUAUGGGUGGUCUCUACUACUUCAUGCAGGGAAGCGCUGGUUUCGACAACCUGAUGCACGGCAAGUCGCCCAAGCGUUCCCAGAAGCAGCGAUCCCUUGAGGAUUUCGUUGUCUCUCUCCAGCGUGUCUCGACUCAGCACGAGAAGUCGACCUAA
Messenger RNA from Clonostachys rhizophaga, 2781 nucleotides. NCBI's taxonomy places the organism in Eukaryota, Fungi, Ascomycota, Sordariomycetes, Hypocreales, Bionectriaceae. The record is from the annotation of a GenBank genome assembly.